AUGCACGAAAGACGUGCGUACAUACUGGUGGGAUUCGCGCUUCAGAUAGCCGUCGCGCCGUCUGUUCUUGUCGGCCUGCAUGGCAUGUGCAGGAAAAACAACAUCAACAUUUACAGCCGAACCUCUCUCAGCUAUGGAUUCUCUACCGCCCCAGACAUUGAAAUUCGCCUUCUCAAAAUGUCGGUUUGA
Messenger RNA from Colletotrichum costaricense, 189 nucleotides. RefSeq lists its product as uncharacterized. NCBI's taxonomy places the organism in Eukaryota, Fungi, Ascomycota, Sordariomycetes, Glomerellales, Glomerellaceae. Bases 1 to 189 code for a protein of 62 amino acids. The record is from RefSeq and is a predicted model, not a curated record. The transcript has a single exon.